CAGCGCACACCGUGCGUUAGCAGCAGCAGCAAGCAGCAGCAGCAGAAGCGGAGGCUCCCCGGCCGUCACAGCCACUGCGCUGGUGCAGCCACCUUCGUUCCCACUCCUCUUCGUCCCUUCGCUCGCACCAUGGCUGAUCAACUGACUGAGGAACAGAUUGCUGAAUUCAAGGAAGCUUUCUCCCUAUUCGAUAAAGAUGGUGAUGGCACCAUCACAACAAAGGAACUUGGGACUGUCAUGAGGUCACUGGGUCAAAACCCAACAGAAGCAGAGUUGCAGGAUAUGAUCAAUGAAGUGGACGCUGACGGUAACGGCACCAUUGACUUUCCAGAAUUUUUGACUAUGAUGGCUAGAAAAAUGAAAGAUACAGAUAGUGAAGAAGAAAUCCGUGAGGCAUUCCGAGUCUUUGACAAGGAUGGAAAUGGUUACAUCAGUGCAGCAGAGCUACGUCACGUCAUGACAAACUUAGGAGAAAAACUAACAGAUGAAGAAGUAGAUGAAAUGAUCAGAGAAGCAGAUAUUGAUGGAGAUGGACAAGUCAACUAUGAAGAAUUCGUACAGAUGAUGACUGCAAAAUGAAGACCUACUUUCAACUUUUUCCCCCUCUAGAAGAAUCAAAUUGAAUCUUUUACUUACCUCUUGCAAAAAAAAAAAAAAAAAAAAAGGAAAAAGUUCAUUUAUUCAUUCUGUUUCUAUAUAGCAAAACUGAAUGUCAAAAGUACCUUCUGUCCACACACACAAAAUCUGCAUGUAUUGGUUGGUGGUCCUGUCCCCUAAAGAUCAAGCUACACAUCAGUUUUACAAUAUAAAUACUUGUACUACCUUAAUGAUAAGGAAGCACUUAGUGGACUCCUUAAAGUUCCAUUUGCUAAUGAUUAAUACACUGUUUGGGCUGGCCAGUUUUUCAUGCAUGCAGCUUGACGAUUGAGCACAGUCAGGCAUUUGUAUUAAAACCAAAAAAUGAAAAAACAUCAAAACCUAUUCAGAUGGGUUCUAGUUCAGUUUGUUAGUAUAAAUUGUCAUAGCUGGUAUACUGAAAACAAAUACAUUUAAAAUUGGUUUACCUCAGGAUGAUAUGCAGAAAAUGGGUGAAGGAUAAACUUGAGAUGUAGCCCCAGUAGUAGGGAUGGUCCUCUUGUACUUCACCCCAUGUGCUCCGACCCAUGGUGACAAUGACACACCCUGGUGGCAUAUCCAAGUAUCUUGGUUGUUAGCAUUGUCUGCAUUGUACUAGAGUGAAAUGGGUGUCAGGCUGUCACCAAUCACACAAAUUUUUAAUAAGAAAUCUUUACCAAGGGAGCAUCUUUGGACUCUCUGUUUUUAAAAUCUUCUGAACCAGACUUGGAGCCAGCAGAGUAGGCUGUGGCUGUGGACUUCAGCACAACCAUCAACAUUGCUGUUCAAGAAAUUAUAAUUUACAUCCAUUCCAAGUUGUAAAUGCUAGUCUUUUUUUUUUUUUUUUU
Castor canadensis (American beaver) is the source of this 1463-nucleotide messenger RNA. RefSeq names its product calmodulin 1 (gene Calm1). Gene Ontology annotation, cellular component: myosin II complex. The record is from RefSeq and is a predicted model, not a curated record. Gene Ontology annotation, molecular function: calcium ion binding. Lineage: Eukaryota; Metazoa; Chordata; Mammalia; Rodentia; Castoridae.